AUGAUUUCAGAACGUUUGGAUGUUAUAAUCUUUGGAGCAACCGGUUACACGGGUAGAUUCACUGUUUGUAACGCUGUUAAGCUUUUAGAAGGUCUCAAUUGGGGAAUUGCUGGUCGUUGUGAAGAAAAACUCAAGAAUGUUCUUUUAAAUGCUGGCGAAAAAGUUAAAAAAAAUCUUUCAAUAAUUCCAAUAAUCAUUGCGGAUAUAAACGACCAACAUUCGCUUAUUGCAAUGGCAAAGCAAGCAAAAGUUAUUGUAAACUGUUGUGGACCUUAUCACAAGUUUGGUGAACAAGUAGUUUCAGCUUGCAUAGAAGGUGGUGCACAUCAAGUUGACCUGUCAGCUGAGCCACAUCAUAUGGAAGUAAUUCAAUUAAAAUAUGAUGCAGAAGCGCGAGAGAAAAAUGUCUACAUUGUAUCCGGUUGUGGCUUUGAUUCAAUUCCUGCCGAAAUGGGGACAAUCUUUUUGCAUGAGAAGUUUGAUGGAACUUUGAACUCUGUUGAGAUGUUUUUGUACACUAAUUUGCUAGAAGAUUUGAUUCCAAAAGCUCGAGUCAAUUAUGGAACAUGGGAAUCAAUCAUCUACGUAUUCGCUCAUUACAAUGAAUUGCGACAAAUCAGAUGUCAAUUGUUUCCAACAAGAACGCCUUCUUUUGAACCGAAAAUGCCAAAACAUCCAUUAAUAUACAAAUCAGAUGUUGUCGGUAAUCGUUGGUGUCUGCCUUUUCCAAACACGGACCGUUCGGUCGUCUUGAGAACCCACCGAUAUUUUUAUGACAAGUGUAAGAAACGGCCAAUUCAAUUGCGAUCAAAUCUUGUGGUCGAUUCAUUCCUUCAUGUCGUUGCUAUAGUUCUAUUUGCAGCAAUUGCUUUAAUCAUGUUGACUUUUUCUUGUAGCAGAAAAUUAAUGUUGAGACAUUCAAAGUUAUUUUCAUUCGGUCUAAUAACUAAGGAAGGUCCAAAAGAUGAAAUUAAUGAGAAUUCAUACUUCGAUCUUACACUUGUUGGUGAAGGUUGGGCUGAAAAAUUCGAUAACGAAAUGGAAGAUGUCAAAUUAAAAACAAAUAAAAGAUUAAGAGUUCAAAUAUCAGCUGAAAAUCCUGGUUAUGGUGCAACAUGCAUUGCUGUCUUAUUAUCAGCUAAAACAAUCUUAAAUGAAACUUCAAAAAUACCGCAGUCUGGUGGAGUUUUAACUCCUGGAGUUGCUUUUCAACACACUUCACUGAUCAACGAACUACAACGAAAUGGUUUCACAUUUAAAGUAUUGAAUGAAUGA
Messenger RNA from Clunio marinus, 1275 nucleotides. The record is from the annotation of a GenBank genome assembly. NCBI's taxonomy places the organism in Eukaryota, Metazoa, Arthropoda, Insecta, Diptera, Chironomidae.